AGGAUCGUCACGAGCCACACGGAAGGAAUGCGAGACACAUGAAAUGCGGCAAGUUUUCGUAUUACUUUCGUAUUACUUGUUGCAUAUCCGGAUGGCAGAGUGUAUGGUGUCACCAACAUGCAAGCCGGAUGCCGUUUGUGUUGGUUUCAGUGGCACUUUCGACAUUCUUCUCUAAAUCUGCUCUGCAAUUCCGCACCAGCGUACAAAAUACGAUCGAGCUUCUGCCCUCUAGGUGUAUUUGAGCACAUGCACGACGAUAGCGAUAGUACAGUCAGACGGCUCGUCCUCUCCAAUCCGUCGAUCCCCUGGUGUGCCAAAUGUAGAUUGCUUUCAAACUUCGAAGCUCCAGACAAAGGGAUUGAGCCAUGGAAAUUUCGCAAUUAGCGGCGCCUUUGUAAGCGCACGAAGGCCGCUUUGAGGACUGCGUUGCGCCGCGCCUGGAGAUUGGAGUCGUUGCAUCAGCCGAAGCCAAGCUGAAGGGAGCUCAGUAAAGACUGAUGAAUGAGCAAUCGAUUUACAGCUGCACGGAUUAGAUUGUAGUUCGAGAGACGGGUUGGCUCAAUGACAGAUGCUAUCCUGCGCCACGGAGGGAGGACUGAUGUAUCGAUGGAUGCUCCAAGUUGAGCGUUACGUGGCUCUGAUAAGAUCGCCGUAAGAGCAGUCUCCUCCCCUGAACGGGCUUCUUUCAUUAAAUGAGUACAGUACGUCAGUUUGAGUAAUAAGCUUAUAAAUUGUCUUAAGUACGGUAUCGAGGUUGGAAUGUCACACCCAUGUCCAUGCAUUGGAUGUGAUGCCAAUCUCGGUAGUUCACGUGAUGUUGAAGGGCCGCUUCAGUUAUUGCACGACGUCCUACGCGAAAGAUUUGGUCGAGCUAUAAAGCUUCCGAGUACAGUUCCAAUAUGAAAUUUAUGAGCAAUUGAAUUCCGACCCAACUUACCUUUCACCCGCCGCAUCACAAUUCUCUCAAGCUUUGCAAGACUGUAAUGCCCGUCAUCUGCUUGAAGAAAACCUUCAUCAAAUUUUCAGCAGUUUACACGUACUGAGCUCUCCGUUAUACAUUUAUUUCAGACCAUGUUUCUACUAUCCUGUUUUGACCAUAUGUGAAGAUCCAUUCUUCCAAGCAUGAAGCGGUCAGAUAAACACAGAUGUAGCACAUGGUCAAUUUCAGACCUCAUGUUCUGAAUGGUACCGAUUCAAAUGGAGGUGGAGAGAUUGUUCUGGCUAGAACGUCUAGGUUUUGAACGGGGACACCAACGUCUCUGAGCCUAGCCAGAGGAACGAACACUUCAAGUUUUCCCGAGCUGACUCCAAACGUAUCUACAUUGCUGCACGAGAGUGAGGGAGGACAUCCGCCUCUCAGUCAUGGUUAUCUGCAGAGUUAUGAACUCUCGUGUCGCCCUCCAGACGGACCCAUGGGAUCCACUUUCUUAUGGGCAGAGGGCAAGAACUUUGGCGUUGUAAGAACUCGGGAGUGGUGCAGCGAGCGAGUAUCUGUGUUUACGACGUGAGUGCUCGAAACUCAUUUCCAGUGGAGUAUGCUUCAAUUGGGUGUGAACUCAUGCGUGAGCAUGUCAGAGAUCGUAAGGUUUAUCUCAAGACUCAGAUGAAAUGCAAUCAACAGCAUCUGCUGUAAGGUGCGAGCACAAGAAUGGCGAGUAUGAUAAGACUGCAAGUUCCGCAUCAUUCCUACCGAUUCCUUCAGGAAAUGGAAAAAGUUCGCUACAGGCUUGGAUCUGCCCAGAAAUCCGGGACUCUCUGCUUACCCAUAUCCUCACACGAUCAUAACAGACUCGAAAUAUGGAAUGGCCUUGAGAAUCCAACAAUUUGUAAUAUGGAGAGGACCACCAGCCCGAGACCAAAUGCAACAUCGACUGGUUUUCAUGACCGUGCAAUUCCUACAUUCGGAGGAAGACAAAGAAGAUCGCCGCGCAUGUACUUCAGGCACCAAGCUUCUGUGAGCAAUUAUUUCGAAAGCUUCGAAGAGUUCCGAGUCACAGGAGUGUCCAUUCACACCGCUCCGGCCAAUGUGAACCCCGAUGUCGAUCCCACCUGGUUCGGUCUGGACUCCGAGCUGCCAGGCCCCGAGGAUGAGAGUCAGAAAGUCGAAAACAUGUCAAUUGUGUUCACCGAUGUCGUCCCCGUGGUUGUCAACUUGAGGAACCUAUGGCUGCGCAUCGACUUCAAACUCUCGAAGAAUGGGGUGAACAGAACCGUGUCGUACAUGGACUUCAACAGGGUGUAUGAUUUUGGCUGGAUCGAUGGGAAGAGGACGAAAGUAGAAACCAUAGUUGCGCAUUUGAAGACCUGUCUUUGGCGGGGAGAGGAUGCGCAUGUUGUGAAGAUCACAACCCAUCUUGUACACGGAUACUUUUACGGAAAGCAGAGGUGGUUCGGCUUGAUGCAGAUGGUCCUCAGGGUAGGCUCGACCGAGAUCAUUCUGGGAGACAAGAAGUAUCAUGUCGGCACUGGACCAUGGCCCGAGGAAGUACCUUACAAGUAUGGUUACCAAGGUAGCUCUAACACUUGGUUCGGAGAAACAGAAUAGUCGGAGCCGCCGAAUCUCGACUGAGUUUCGGAAAGUUUUUCAGAGCGACCAGAUGCCAUCUGUAUUUUGGAUUCGAGAAAGUAUGGAAGGUAAAGUUGCAAAGAUGGUGGUGGUCUUCCUCUGCUUAGUACGUUCGGGUGCCAGAGAUUUAAAAAGCUCUAUCGGUGCGCAAAUUACAUGGAGGAAAGUGUUUGGUGGAUCUAGGAUUUGGACUUGCACAAAAAUUGCACUUGAUAAAUAUGUGCGUGAACAUUUGGACAUUCGUAAGUGCUCGAUGAGAGCCAAACACAACGCGUAAUCGCACACUCCUGGUUCAUGUUGUGCUGAUAAAGUUUUUCAUUCAAAUGC
Marchantia polymorpha subsp. ruderalis is the source of this 2893-nucleotide messenger RNA. NCBI's taxonomy places the organism in Eukaryota, Viridiplantae, Streptophyta, Marchantiopsida, Marchantiales, Marchantiaceae. The record is from the annotation of a GenBank genome assembly.